Molecule: messenger RNA, 2715 nt
Organism: Hyposmocoma kahamanoa
Lineage: Eukaryota; Metazoa; Arthropoda; Insecta; Lepidoptera; Cosmopterigidae
Product: peptidyl-prolyl cis-trans isomerase 1-like
Exons: 14
Coding region: 74-2470 (798 amino acids)
Source: RefSeq, a predicted model, not a curated record
UUGGUUUACAGUAAUUAUGUUAGAAUUAUGUUAGUCUAGGUCUGAUGUCGCAAGACGCUCUCGCUUAUCUCCGAUGGAGUGUGAGACGAGCGAUAGUAAAAAAUUAUUUAAAGUUUUCGAAUCAAAAAAGAAGAAAUGUAGAAAAAAGCGCGAAGUUUUGGAUGAUUCUGUAAAUUCGCAAGCCACCAUGGAGUCGAACAGCAAGGCCGUGCACUCCGUAAAGUCUGCUAAAGCGAUCCUGACAAGUUCGCGAGAUGAAACGCGGUCCGCCACCCAUGCGCAUGCCCAAAAAAGGGAUCGCGAUAGCAGCCCGUCGGGCUCCCCUUGUCCUGUGAUCGAUGCACAACGUCUACGCUCCCCGAGACGCCAUAGACGUUCACAGAAAGAAGGACUAUCUUUAGCGCUCAAGGCCGGACUAGUCUCUACACCUAGAUCGAUUUCUCCACAGCAGGUUGAAGAAAUGAUGAACGAAAGCGUACCGCAGGACCAAGAUUCUUUUAUAUACGCUUUUCUUGAAGAAGCUAUCAAGAAGGAUAAAAAAUGGCAAAAGCACGCCCGCAGACACGAAGAGCGUCGCUCAAGUCAUGAUUGCGAGCCAUCGGCACAUGAUCACCGCCACCACCAUCACAGGCGGCGUAGGGACGCCAGCGACGUUCCAGCUCUCAGAGACGAGAAGGAAGUUUUGAAAAAAGCCAUUGAUCAGUCGUUGCUCCUGGAGACCUUUGCCAAAUUGUGUAUUCAAAUGAACGAAAAAGUCACGGCUACUUCGCAGAUACCCAUCGUUGAUGCGAUGCGAACACAAAGCCACAAGUCACUUCAAUGUGAGGUCCAACCAAAGAGGGAUGUUUAUGACAUCGAUCAACGGCCAACGAAACUACGGAACCAAGAAAUUUUGCAAGACAAUAUUCCCACGUCUAUGUCGAGGAGUCAAGACAACAUUCAUGAACGACCACGAUCUAAUAAGCGAAGUCCUAUUAGCAGGUCGCCCUCUGCUGUAGAGCGAAAGGACAAAUAUUUUAGUGGUCAAUAUCUGCGUGAAAAUGCAAAGUACUCUAGCAAAUUUGACUUAGCCAUGUCAAGAACGCGUAUGGCGGAUGAAAGAUAUCGUCAAUACUUAGCUAACCCUGAUAAGACCAGACCUGACCACGAUUACGAACACAGAUACCGAGGUCAAGAUUUCGAUCACAGAUACCGAGUUCAAGAUGUCGACCGUAGGGAGUGUAGGGAAUACGACGAUCGUAGAAUCGUUCCUACCAGAGAUAGAAGAAAUUAUGGUGAACAUCAUUGCGAACAGAAAACUAGUAGAAGUUUCGACAUGCACAGAGACUAUGUUAAUGAUGAAAGGAAUCGAAGAACAUCUAGAAGUGACUCACACAGACGGCGUUUUGAAGAUUCUCGGGAUCUUAGGGUCCAGCAAGAUAAACGCUACGAAGAGCCACGAGAAUUUAGAGAUUCCAGAGAGAAGAAGUUUGACGAUCAUCGUGAGAAAUAUUGCGACGCAAAGUACGGCCACGAAUUUAAGGAGCGGCACCACAGUAAUGUACCUAGUCGGGAUCGGAGAUCGCGAAGGAAUGUAGAUCGCUGUGAUAGGAACUCCGUCGUCUCUAGAGACGACGAUUACAACCGAGAAAGGGAUCGGUACUCGGACCGCGAGAAAGACUCUGGCUUAAGUGUAGCCGAUGGUGACACCAGCACUGUAAGCGGCCGAAGUAACUAUUUAAAAGUUGUCAAACAAGAGAUCGCCGAACAAAGAGAGGCCAUGGAUAAAAUGAUGAAGCUAUGGAAAGAGUUGAUGAGAUGUUUUAAAGGUAUCUCGCUAAACCAGGGUCAAGAGAAAUCCGUUCAGGAUUCGGCAGCACACAUGCAAGAGUCGGCAGCGGCGCAGCUUCGUCUUUGGCGCGAAUGCAUGAGACGAUACGAAACAGUCGCAAGAGACGUUGGUGACACCGACGCGAGGCUUAUGGAGGAGAUCAAUAAGCAACGUUCCGAGAUGGCGGAGAUGGCCAAUAUGUGGCAGGAGUGCCUACAGCGCUACAGGGACAUGAGCUGCGAUUUUAACAAUCUGAAACAAAAGCUAGCUACGUCGGAGAGCCCCACUCGUUUGCCCGCCGCGUCUGUGGUCUGCCCAGAGGGAGAGGGCGCCAUGCCCUCCUCGCCCUAUCGUCUGCCUCCCAAUUACCCGCCGCCGCCGAUGCCACCGUUGGGAGGGUACGGCAACAUGGGGCCUGGAGGUGGUGGACUUCUGCGGCCUCGAUCCUCGAUGCCGCCGGCGUGGUGGUGGUGUGGGGAUCCGCAGCUGCCACCGCCGCAGCGUCGACGCUCCUCGCCCGAGUCGCGGGAGUCACCUAGGGCCUCGCGGUCACGCGAACGUCGGCAUAGACGUAAAGACCGAGAUGAGCCGAGGUAUAAAGAAAAGACGUCGUCGAAGGCGAAUGCCGCGCGCUCUGAUCAUAAACACAGGAAAAGGUGAAAACGCCUACACGUGCUAAAAAAUCUUAUUCAUGUUUGUUACAAAUUACUUUGCUCGAACCUUUUGAUUACAUGACUGAAGCAAAUCGAAAUUUUAGUAAGCCUUUGUUCAUAAAAUUAAUGAGUUCCUUAAAAUUCCUAAAAUGUUAUACAUUUAGAAGCAAGGUAAAACAAUGUGCCAAAUCAUCUAGUCACAACAGACUUAUUUGAUAGUGUUUUGUAUCCUUUGGAAAGUUUUACUUGUUU